Otolemur garnettii (small-eared galago) is the source of this 2458-nucleotide messenger RNA. It is a transcript of the gene CNP, whose product is annotated as 2',3'-cyclic nucleotide 3' phosphodiesterase. Gene Ontology annotation, molecular function: 2',3'-cyclic-nucleotide 3'-phosphodiesterase activity. Gene Ontology annotation, biological process: cyclic nucleotide catabolic process. The record is from RefSeq and is a predicted model, not a curated record. The transcript has 4 exons. Bases 139 to 1404 code for a protein of 421 amino acids. NCBI's taxonomy places the organism in Eukaryota, Metazoa, Chordata, Mammalia, Primates, Galagidae. Gene Ontology annotation, cellular component: cytoplasm; membrane.
GCCCCGCCCUGGCCCGCCCCCGAUCUAUGUAAGGCGGCCGGGCUCGGAGUCUCGCCACUGCCGGACUCCCGUGUCCCUCCGCGCAGGCGGGCGGCCCGGAGAGCUAGUGCUUGCGCAGGUGGCGCCCCCCUCCUCACCAUGAACAGAGGCUUCUCCAGAAAGAGCCACGCGUUCCUGCCCAAGAUCUUCUUCCAAAAAAUGUCAUCUUCAGGGGCCAAGGACAAGCCUGAGCUGCAGUUUCCCUUCCUUCAGGAUGAGGAUACAGUGGCCACGCUGCACGAGUGCAAGACGCUCUUCAUCCUGCGUGGUUUGCCAGGAAGCGGCAAGUCUACAUUGGCACGGGUCAUCGUAGACAAGUACCGUGAUGGCACCAAGGUGGUGUCUGCUGAUGCUUACAAGAUCAACCCUGGCGCUCGAGCAACCUUUUCUGAGGAGUACAAGCGGCUUGAUGAGGAACUGGCUGCUUACUGCCGACGAGGGAACAUCAGAAUUCUUGUGGUAGAUGACACCAACCAUGAGCGGGACCGGCUGGAGCAACUCUUUGAAAUUGCCGACCAAUACCAGUACCAGGUGGUGCUGGUAGAGCCCAAGACAGCAUGGCGGCUGGACUGUGCCCAGCUCAAGGAGAAGAACCAGUGGCUGCUCACAGCUGAAGAUCUGAAGAAGCUGAAGCCUGGGCUGGAGAAGGACAUCCUGCCACUCUACUUCGGCUGGUUCCUGACCAAGAAGAGUUCUGAGAACCUCCGCAAAAUUGGCCAGGUCUUCCUGGACGAGCUGGGGAACCACAAGGCCUUCAAGAAGGAGCUUCCACACUUUAAAUCUGGGGAUGAGCCCAGGGAGAAGAUUGACCUGGUCACCUAUUUUGGGAAGAGACCCCCAGGUGUGCUGCACUGCACAACCAAGUUCUGUGACUAUGGGAAGGCCACAGGGGCAGAUGAGUACGCCCAACUGGAUGUGGUGAAGAAAUCUUACUGCAAAGCAUUCACGCUGACCAUCUCUGCCCUCUUUGUGACACCCAAGACAACUGGGGCUCGGGUAGAGCUGAGCGAUCAGGAGCUGCAGUUGUGGCCAAGUGACGUGGACAAGCUGACCCCCUCUGACACCCUGCCCCAGGGGAGCCGUGCCCACAUCACUCUCGGCUGUGCAGCUGAUGUGGAGGCUGUGCAGACAGGCCUUGAUCUUUUAGAGAUUGUGCGGCAGGAGAAAGGGGGCAACCGAGGUGAGGAGGUGGGUGAGCUAAGCCGGGGCAAGCUCUACUCCAUGGGCAAUGGGCGCUGGAUGCUAAACCUGGCCAAGAAGGUGGAAGUCAGGGCCAUCUUCACAGGAUACUACGGGAAGGGCAAACCUGUGCCCACACAAGGCAGCCGGAAGGGAGGUGCCAUGCAGUCCUGCACCAUCAUUUGAGUCCUCGCCAUUGUAGCCCCCUUGCUCUUUAGAAGGGAAGGGAAGGGGAGGGGAGGAGAGGGAAAAUGCCCUCUCCUUUGUCUUUUUUUUUUUUUUUUACUGAAAGUUAACCUACAACUUUUUAAAAAUGUGUAAAAUAAUUGCCCCACCUUCUCCUCUAAUGCUUAAGCUCUCAACAAAAGGUGGGUGGGUAGGUACUAUUCUAAAACCUGGACCAAAGCUAAUGAGGCUGGUCUGAGCUGGGCCUGGAGCUGCAACCAAAACCCUGAGUCCUGCCCUGCUCCAAGUAGUAGGUAAUCCCAGGCCCACUGCUGUCCAGAGCUGGGCUCCUGGGGAGAGACACAGCUGCAUAAACCCUGCUGACUAGAGGCAAAAGGCAGUGGGGCUGCAAUUUUUCUAACACUGUGAAAAACUAAAGGUGGCUUUGAUCCCAUUUCUUAAUCAGUGUUGCCCCAGGAAGGCUGGGGCUGCUUACUAGGGUAGAAAAAGAGGUUUACCUACCACCUUUGGUCCUAAGUCUGUCUGUCCCUUCACACCAUAACUAAGUAAUAGUUUGGUAACUAGGGAAGAACCAGAACAAGCAGUAGCCAUAGCCCAGGCUGGCUGCUGGUCUCACCCAGAAAGGUGAGCUGGCUGUCCUUCCCCAUGGUGUUCUUUUGUUGUGUGGAUGGGGAGAUUGAGGCCAGAAGCAUCCUCUGGGCGAGGACACUCCAAUCUGUUGUCUGCCCAACCCAUCCUGCCUCCAUGGUGCCUCUGGAGGUCUCUAGGCCUCCUCUAAAGGAGGCUGGUGGGUGCUAAGAGCCAAUGGAGUGGCCCCUAGCUGGUAAGGGCCAAGUCUCACCUGUUGCCUUUGGGGAGGGUUUAACACUGCUGCUUAUGCUAUGGUUCCUCAGUGUCUUCCACUGCCUUUUCAGUAACAGGACCUUGCUAAUCAGACUGUCAUUCAAAAGUGCUUUGGAUUUAAGUUACUAUCUUAGAUUUAAGUUACUAUCCUGUCUUUGCUCAACCUCAGCAACUUGUAAGACUGACAGUGAAAUAAAUCAUGUUAAUCCUA